AUGACAUUGUCAAGACUGGCGGCGGGCGACAUCUCCAGUGUCUUCCCCAGUCUGCGCCCCGACUACAAACCAGAGCCCUUACCACCCCGGUUCCGGGAUCUGAAACUCCAAUACACCCAGAAGAACGGUGACGCGUUGAAGCAGAGCUGGGAACGACUGCUCCCCAGCCUCGAAGAAGAAGUACACAAGAUCAAGGCGAAAGGAAGCGACAUCAUUCCCUCCGUCCAAUACUCCGACAUCGUCAACAACACCGUCCCCGAGGCCACGCUGGCCGAGGUCCGUCACCGCGGGUCCGUGGUCAUCCGCAACGUCGUGCCCCGCGCACAAGCCCUAACCUGGAAGGCGCAAAUCCAAGACUACAUCGCAACGAACCAGGCGCGCGUGAAGGCGUUCCCAGCCGACUCGCCCGCGGUCUACGAGCUGUACUGGACGCCGUCGCAGGCCGCGGCGCGCAGCGACGCACACAUGCUCACGACGCAGCGCUUCCUCCAACAGCUCUGGCACUCGUCCGACCCGGACACGCGCAUCUCAACCCGCAACCCACUCACCUACGCCGACCGGCUCCGCUUCCGCCAGCCCGGCGACGCGAAGUUCACGCUGGGGCCGCACAUCGACGGCGGCUCGCUCGAACGCUGGGAAGACCCGGAGUAUGCGCGCGUGUACGCUGCCAUCCUGGCCGGGCAAUGGGAGGCGUACGACCCAUGGGACGCGAAGCACCGCGUGGCCGCGAACAUGGACCUGUACAACGGCGCGGGCGCUUGCUCGAUGCUGCGCUUCUUCCAGGGCUGGCUGUCCAUGUCGCGCACAGCGCCCGGCGAGGGCUCGCUACACGUCUGCCCCAUGCUCCGCCACAGCACCGCGUACACCAUCCUCCGACCCUUCUUUGAGGUCGGCCGCGACCACCCCGCUGUGCUGGACACCACCGCGGCCUUCCCCGGCUCCGUCCCCGGCGCCUGCCAGGAGUACAACCCGUCCACCCACCCGCACCUAGCCCUCGAGCACACCAUGGUCUCCGUGCCCGAGGUAGAACCGGGCGAUUACGUCGCCUGGCACUGCGACUCCCUGCACUCCGUCGACAGGGAACACCGCGGCGCCGGCGAUUCCAGCGUCAUGUACAUCCCCGCCACCCCCAUGUGCCACAUGAACGUCGAGUACCUGCUCAAGCAGCGCCAGGCCGCGCUGGCCUACUCCCCGCCGCCGGACUUCCCGGGCGCCGGGGGUGCAGGCGAGGCCGGGUUCGAGGGAGCCUUGGAUUGGAGCGACAUCAGUCGCGAGGGCCAAAGGGCGAUGGGUCUGGGCGAGACUCCCUGGGAGGUCACGGCAGAUAUGACCGAGGGCGAGAAGGCCGUGGUGCGGGCUGCGAAUGAGGCCACCUUCCCAGCCUAA
Molecule: messenger RNA, 1386 nt
Organism: Aspergillus homomorphus CBS 101889
Lineage: Eukaryota; Fungi; Ascomycota; Eurotiomycetes; Eurotiales; Aspergillaceae
Product: DUF1479 domain-containing protein
Exons: 3
Coding region: 1-1386 (461 amino acids)
Source: RefSeq, a predicted model, not a curated record